UAGCUCUUGGAGGAUGUGAUGCAACUCAGGAACACCAUGGUCCUUGCCUUCAGAGACCUCAUGUCUAGCACGGGGACAGACGUGUGAGUAACCCAUGGGAGGCAGGCUAGCCUCAGGUGAGGGGUAGCCUUCCAAGUCCAACUGACGGCUUGGGUUUUCAUCCCACCCCACCACUUAACGGAUGUUUGACAUUGGGCAAGUUAUUUCACCUCCCAAUAUCUCAGUUCCCACACGUCUAAACUGAGUCUCUUUUUUUCUUAAAAGGUUGCUCUGAGAAAUAAAUAAGAUACUUAGCACAGUGCCUGGCACACAGUAAUCUAUGAAUAUUGAACUGUUGGGAAACUAGCCAGGCUGUGGUCGUACCAAUCAAACAGGGACCCAUGGGCUCUGGGCCUGCGGGAUUUGAAGUCUUCACGAAUGAAAGGCGGAGACCUGAAGAAUGGGCAGUACCUCCUGGCAGAGCUGGAGGAAGGUAUUCUGGGGCGUGGAAAGGUAAAUGUAAACACAGAGUGGAAAUCGCAGGCAUAUUUGGGGCAUGGCAAAUCGCGCCCUGUGGCUGGAAGGUCACGUUCAUUGGCAAAGGGAGGAAAGGCCUUUCAGGGAUGUAUGCGGGCAGCCUUCUGGCACAGAUGAAGGAGGUUCAAGUCCUCUCCAUGGACUUGAGCUCCAAAGCGGAAGUCACAGGUCCACCAUAGGACCACUGUUGAGGUUAGGCAUGGCCAGAAAGGAGCUCUCUUCCCCACUAUCCUCCUGCCUUUUUCAGCAUGGGCCUCCUCCCAAGGCUUGGCCACUCCCAGCAUCCAGCACCCCCACCUCUCAGUCGGGUUGGGAGGCAGGCGGAGGCUUUUCGCGGGGGCUGUGCCUGGUGGGCGGUUUUCCCAGAGCAGGGAGCAAACAGGACUGAGUUGGAGCCAGCUUCCUCGGAUGUAGACAUUGCUGGCUGGAUGACCAGCCACAGCCAGCUAGCUUGAGUCCAAGGCCUCCUCAGGCACUGUGCUUCUGCUCUGUGGGCUGCAGCCCCAUAGCCCAGUGGGGUGGCAUGUCACAGAGGAAGGCCAGAGGGCCACCAGCCAUGCCAGGGGUGGGGCAUAGCCAGACUCAGGCCAAAGCACGGUUGCUGCCAGGCGCUGACAGGAAGAGGAGCCGCCUCAGCAGGACAAGGCCGGACCCGUGGGAAGAAAGAAGCUGGAGCAACCAGAGAUGGAGCAGAGCUACCCCUGGCCCUCGAGGGACCAGGGCUGGGGGCCUGGCUCUUGGCAGGAGCGAGGCCAGUCCUGAGAAUGCCGCGCGGGAGCGGAGCCGGGUCAGGACGCUGCGCCAGGCCUUCUUGGCCUUGCAGGCUGCUCUGCCUGCCGUGCCGCCCGACACCAAGCUCUCCAAGUUGGACGUGCUGGUGCUCGCCGCCAGCUACAUAGCCCACCUCACCCGCACACUCGGCCAUGAGUUGCCUGGCCCUGCCUGGCCGCCCUUCCUGCGUGGACUCCGCUACUUGCACCCUCUCAAGAAGUGGCCGAUGCGAUCUCGUCUCUAUGCUGGAGGCCUGGGGUACUCCGAUCUUGACUCCACCACAGCCAGCACUCCCAGACAAAGAACAAGAGAUGCAGAGGUGGGGUCCCAAGUCCCUGGAGAGGCAGAUGCUCUCCUUUCCACCACACCACUCUCACCAGCUCUUGGUGACAAAUAAUUAUCACACUCGCCCUUUUCUCCUAGACUGUGACUCAUGCUUAGGGACCUGGAUUUUCUACCAGCCCCCAGAUUCUCAGCCAUCAGACUGGACCCAGACUCAACUCCCAAGUUCCAGCAUGCAGACCAAGAGAAGCAGUAGCACUUCUGUGAUGGACAGUACCCAGAGGGGCACAGGUUGGAGAGCCUCCUCCUUGGUCCCCAGGAGGGGACUUCCCCAUGGCUCUUCUGUGACAGCUACUGGGAAGUGGGAGAGAAAGAGGUAUAAUUGGGCUCAAAGUUGAGCUAGGGAACCACCCUAGCUUUCUUCCCCUAAGGUUUCUACAAACCCUCUGCAGAUAGCGAAAAGGCAGGUGCAGAGGGAAGGGCCUGGGAUGGCACCAGCCCCAGGUGCUGAUGGGAAAGCCAGGUGGCCGGAUAGGCUCCUGGUAGCUGCAAGUGUAAACAGAUCUGGGCUGGGUCACACAGCCAGAGGGGAAACUGAAGAAGGAAAUGUGCUUUCUAACUGCAUCAUGAGAUGCUUACCUGAUGUUAGAGAGAUAGUGAGGAAUUCAGGAUUCCUGCCUCUGUAGUAUGGGCUUUUCCAGAAGCUGCCCCUCACCACUACAUUUUCUCUCUCUCUCAGCUCCUGCACUCUUCCACUCUUUUCUUUUCUUCUUUUUACGUACAGAUGGGGUCUUGAUAUGUUGCCCAGGCUGGCCUCAAACCCCUGGCCUCAAGUGAUCCUCCCACCUCAGCCUCCUAAAGUGCUGGGAUUACAGGUGUGAGCCACCAUGCCCAGCCCCACUGUUUUCUUGACAUGAGUUAUAUCUACAGGUUAAGCCAUGCCAUACAUCUUGCAUUGCUUACAUUCCAGUUUCCAGAGAAACUUUUAGAUAGUCCCAGAUGCCUAGUUUGAGAUCUUAACCAGAAGCAAUUCUACCUUAAUUGAACCAAGCAGCAACUUAUGGCCUUAAAUAUGAAGGAUAUUGACAGAAUCAAUUACAUCCUUGAAGGACCUUAAGAGAAGAUCAGGUAUAUAGGGGGUGAUCAUUACAGUCUUCUCUUUCCAUUGUGUUAGAAACCUGCCCUCAAGCAAAAAUGAGAUAGGCCUGCCUUCAACUGUUCAACCACUCAACUGGCUCCUUGUAAAAUUUGUGUUCGAGGCUUCCCUGGCUCUGGAGUUAUUUCUACAGUCUAUUAGCUCCCUAGGGCCAGCUCCACCUCAUGGAGAUCGUCCUUCGGGGCCUUCUCUAAGUCCUGCCAUGGGGUGCCAGAAAUGUUAUAUAGCUUCAGUGAAACUCAUCUCUGGCCCUAAAGAAAUAACUUGAGGACUAAUCAUAGAAUCUACACACACUGAAAAUAACUUUCCAGAUCAGAUAUAGCCUCAAACCUGGCACCUGAAGUCCAGACAGGGAACAAAUUACCUUUCCGUUAAAUUCCAGCCCUUCAGAGUGGGAGGGGACAGGCAUGACCAACUAGAGUCCCAACAAGGUUAUCCUUAGACACACACCAUUGUUGUCAUCAUGAAUGUAAGUGAGCUCUGGGUAGGCUGGGAAAGGUUGGGGUCUGGGUUCUGGCAUGACAGGACCCUGUACCUCCACAGGGCUGGCCAGGGCAGAGCUGAAAUAGGGCUGAGGGUGCAACUGAGCCAGUUGUGGUAGAGGUAGAAAAAGAGACACAGAACAUCCCAGCCCCGAGCUGCCUGGGAUGUGGGAGAACAGCUGGAAUGUGGCCGGGAGCCAUGGGGAGAAGGCCUCGGCCAAGGCUGAACUCGUAAAUCUGCCUUGAACCAAGUCUCUGCAGAGGGACCAUGAAGAGCUUGUGCAGAGCUGAUGUGGGCAGCUGGACAGGGCCAGGCAGGGGCAGAGGCCAGGUGUGGGAGGGCAUGAGCACAGUGUUCUUCACAAGACCAUAAAAGUCCAGCUAGAAUGUUCUAUUUUUAAAGCCAAACAGCAGUAUCUUCCUGGUUGAGUUCACGGCAGUGGUAGGAAGAGAAGCAGAUACAUUUCCUCCUCAGCUGGUGGUACACUGUUUUCCUGGGGAUGACGGGAAAUUGGCUUGGGGUGUGUGUCGGGGUUCUCCGGAUAGCAUGGAGCUUCUCCUGAGAGUAGAGUAGAUUUUGGGUUGGAGCUUGCCCCACCCUGUCCUGCUCAGACUCAGGCCUUUGCCUAGUAACAUUAGAGCCCUCAGGGGUGACCUCAUGGCCCUGGUGGAGACAAGGAGGGCACCGGAAGCAUGACGCAGGUGGAGGGCUGCAGGAGGCAGGUCCCAUCACUACAAGUUUCUCAGGCUGUCUUGGGCCCUUUCCAGGCAAAGCUGUUCUCCUUUGUGCCCAGGACAGUCAUGGGGGGUGGGGCAGAGGCCAUCUCCUCCAGCCACAGAGACCCAGCCCCGUCAGGCCAGCAAGCAAAGGGGCCUGGCAGGGGGCAGGGUGAGCCAAGGGAAGGCCCAGGGGAUGGAUGGGAAUAACCAGAGGAUGGACUGGGCCCUCCCUCCCUGACAAGCAUAGUAAUGCCCUUGAGACAUGUCAGGACUUGGAUGCGUGAAUGAACCAGAACCAGGAGUAACCCUCUUUGUCUCUGCAAUGAGAAAGAAAAACACGGCCAGGCUCGGUGGUUCAUGCCUGUAAUCCCAGCACUUUGGGGGGCUGAGGCGGGCGGAUCAUGAGGUCAGGAGUUUGAGACCAGCCUCACCAACAUGAUGAAACCCCUUCUCUACUAAAAAUACAAAAAUUAGCCAGAUGUCUUGGUGGGCACCUGUAAUCCUAGCUACUUGGGAGGCUGAGGCAGGAGAAUUGCUUGAAGCUGGGAGGCAGAGGUUGCAGUGAGCCAAGAUCGCGCCACUGCACUCCAGCCUGGGCGACAGAGCAAUAAUCCAUCUCGGGAAAAAAAAAAAAAAAAGAAAAGAAAAGAAAUAAAAGAAAAUAUGGAUGAAAACAUUUGAGCAUGGAUGACAAAUGACACUAGGGUGGCCUGGCUCAGGAGUUGGAGCCUCAGCUGCUCCACAGGGGACUGGCCUGGCCCACUUGGUCUUCCUGCACCACCUGCCCCAUACCCAGGACUUGGGAUUGGGAUGGAGGUAGAGGUGGGGAACAAGACUUCCCUGCUGGCUCCCUCCACAGAGCAUGUGCUUUCUGAGGAACAGGAUGGCAGGGUGGAGGCUUAGAUGGGGCUGCAGGGCUGGGUGUGGUGGCUGAUGCCUGUAAUCCCAGCACUUUGGGAGGCCAAGGGGGGGGCGGAUCAUCUGAGGUCAGGAGUUCAAGACCAGCCUGACCAACAUGGUGAAACCCUGUCUCUACUAAAAAUAUGAAAUUAGCUGGGCUUGGUGGCACAUGCCUAUAAUCCCAGCUGCUCAGGAGGCUGAGGCAGGAGAAUCGCUUGAUCCCAGGAGGUGGAGGUUGCAGUGGGCUGAGAUCGUGCCAUUGCACUCCAGCCUGGGCAACAAGAGUAAAACUCCAUCUAAAAAAAAAAAAAAAAAAAAGAUGGGGCUAUGGGAGAAGCAGAGCUGGCCCAGUGAUUUCUUUUUUUUUUUUUUUUUUUUUUUUUUUUUGAGACGGAGUCUCGCUCUGUCGCCCAGGCUGGAGUGCAGUGGCAUGAUCUCAGCUCACUGCACGGUCCGCCUCCCGGGUUCACGCCAUUCUCCUGCCUCAGCCUCCUGACUAGCUGGGACUACAGGCACCUGCCAACACACCUGGCUAAUUUUUUUUUUUUUUUUUUUUGUAUUUUUAGUAGAGAUGGGGUUUCACCAUGUUAGCCAGGAUGGUCUCGAUCUCCUGACCUUGUGAUCCGCCCACCUCGGCCUCCCAAAGUGCUGGGAUUACAGGCGUGAGCCACCACGCCCGGCUGGCCCAGUGAUUUCUAAGUAAUACAGUGGACACUGGAUUUUACCAAAUUGGGAACUAUAGAAGUAAAGGAUCUAGCCUUCUCUGAGACUCCUUUUCUCUUCCUCUGGGAGGAGCCUGGCUAGGGUGAGUCAGAUGGCACUGUCCUCUCCCUUUUGUGGCAUGAGCCCUAAACCCAGGGUGCCUAAAAGCUUAUUCUAUUCUAGAUCAAGGUAGGCAAACUGGCCAGUGGGCCAAACCCAGCCCCAUGUAUUUUUGUAAACAAAGUUUUAUUGGAACACAUCCACACCCAUGUAUUUAUGUGUUAUUUAUGGCUGCCUUCCUGAUAGCAUUGCAGAAUCAAAUAGCUGCACUAGAGACUGAAAAGCCUAAAAUAUUUACUCUCUGGCCCUUAACAGAAGUUUGCUAACUCCUGCUCCAGCUCAGAGGCAUUCAAAGUAUGGUCUAGGAACCCUGGGGGUCUCCGAGGCCCUUAAGGUGGUCUAAGUAGCCAAAACUACUUUGAUAGUUUUAUAUUUUUAGGCCACACACGGUGGCUCGCACCUGUAAUCCAGCACUUCGGAAGGCAGAGGCAGGUGGAUCUCUUGAGCCCAGGAGUUCAAAACCAGCCUGGGCAACGUGGCAAAACCCCGUCUCUACUAAAAAUACAAAAAUUGGCCAGGUGUGGUGGCAGCUGUAAUCCCAGCUACUUGGGAGGCUGAGGCAUGAGAAUCGCUUGAACCUAGGAGGCAGAGGUUGCAGUGAGCCAAGAUCGCACCACUGCACUCUAGCAUGGGUGACAGAGCGAGACUCCGUCUCAAAAAAAUAAAACAAGGUGGGCAUGGUGGCUCACGCCUGUAAUCUCAGCACUUUGGGAGGCUGAGGAGGGCGGAUCACUUGAGGUCAGGAGUUUGAGCCCAGCGUGGGCAAUAGGUGAAUCCCCAUCUCUACCAAAAAUACAGAAAAAUUAGCUGGGCGUGGUGGCAGGCAUCUGUAGUUCCAGCUACUCAGGAGGCUGAAGCAGGAGAAUCGCUUGAACCCCGGAGGUGAAGGUUGCAGUGAGCCGAGAUCAUACCACUGCACUCCAGCCUAGGCGACAGAGCAAGACUCCAUCUCAAAAAAAUAAAAACAAAACAAAACAAAAAAUUAGCUAGGCUUGGUUGUGUACACAUGUAGUCCCAGCUACUCAAGAAGCUGAGAUGGGAGAAUCACCUGAGCCUGGGAGGUCGAGGCUGUAGUGAACUGUGUUCUUACCACUUCUCACCACUGCACUCCAGCUUGGGCAAGAGGAGUAAGACCCUGUCUCAAACAAACAAACAAACAAAAAAGAAGUUAUCUAUAUUUUUUACUCUUACUCUCUCAAGAGUGUAGUGGAAUUUUCCAGGAGCCACAUGACAUGUGAUAUUGCAACAAAUGGAAUGAAGAAGCAGAUAAGAGACUCCAGCUGUCUAUUACAACAGACAUUAAAGAUAUUUUCAAAAAAUGUAAAGCACUGCCAU
Molecule: messenger RNA, 6984 nt
Organism: Pongo pygmaeus (Bornean orangutan)
Lineage: Eukaryota; Metazoa; Chordata; Mammalia; Primates; Hominidae
Gene: TCF23
Product: transcription factor 23
Exons: 3
Coding region: 1040-1684 (214 amino acids)
Biological process (GO): developmental process; regulation of transcription by RNA polymerase II
Molecular function (GO): DNA-binding transcription factor activity, RNA polymerase II-specific; protein dimerization activity; RNA polymerase II transcription regulatory region sequence-specific DNA binding
Source: RefSeq, a predicted model, not a curated record